Exaiptasia diaphana is the source of this 2319-nucleotide messenger RNA. RefSeq names its product F-box only protein 3. The transcript is spliced from 3 exons. The coding region runs from base 1 to 1293 and encodes 430 amino acids. Lineage: Eukaryota; Metazoa; Cnidaria; Anthozoa; Actiniaria; Aiptasiidae. The record is from RefSeq and is a predicted model, not a curated record. Gene Ontology annotation, molecular function: protein binding.
AUGGCGACCGAUACUAGCAGAGAAGAAGUGAUAGGUCUUUCAUCGCUUCCAGACAUUCCUCUCGCUAAUAUAUUCUCCUAUUUAAAUCCAAAAGACUUAUCGCGUUGCUGUUGUGUAAAUCGUCAAUUUAACGAGAUAGGUUCGUCAUUAUUGUCAUGGAAGAAAUGGUGUAAAAACGUCUGGCUUUURGAUACGACUGAAUCUCUUCCCAACAGAGCGUGGCGAGAUGCUUAUGCCGAGGAGUCUAAGAAAUGGGGCAAAUAUGGAGAUUGCUAUACUGCAAUACGCAGAGCUUGGAACCAAAUCGAAGAAUUUACAGAAAAACAUUGUCCUCAGAUUUAUGGGUCACUGAAUCCUGGAUUAAAUGAAGAAGAAAUCGARAGGAUAUGUCACCGUCAUUUGAAAGGGCUAAAACUUCCCCUUGAUGUACAGUGUUCUUAUCGUAUUCACAAUGGACAGAGACUAGUGAGUCCAGGUUUGAUUGGUUCAAUGGCUAUCUCCAAUCACUAUCAGAGUGAAUCAUUGCUUGAUCUCAGUGUAGCAUCAAGUGGUCUACAACAGAGGGAAGGUCUUCAAAACUGUUUAGUUUUAUCAUUGUGUAUAUUUACUGGGAAUGGUCAGUUUAUUGCAUUAACAGACCAUGAAGGUCAUACACCUGGUGAGAUGUUCUGGCCAAGUCCAGACCGCUGUCCUUUUGUGGAUGAUGAUGAAGUACCUGUCAUUAAAAUGCACAAGUUCCACACUGCAUGCUCCUUUACAGACUGGAUUACUGAGUAUGCAGAAAGACUAUCACAGAAUUACUACCCUGUUAUAAACAAGGAAAUAUUUAAGUUUGAAUAUGCUGCUUCUGCAACUACCCAUGGGAUAACAGUGAAAACAACCACAGCAUUCUUACCCGAGUUGAGCAGUGUUCAUCCACCAUCAUUCUUUUUUACUUAUCGUAUUUCAAUAUCAAUGGACAAAGAUUGCCCAGCGGGAGAGAAAUACCAAUUAACAACCAGGGAUUGGUACAUAACUGAUGGUARUGGUGAUAAGACUGAGGUCCAUGGUGCGGGGGUGAUUGGACAGUACCCUGUGAUGUCACCUGGCGCUCUUCAUGAAUAUGUCAGUUGUACAAGAUUUCAAACACCAACUGGGACAAUGGAGGGCUAUUAUAUGUUUAAACAUUGUAGUUUAAGUAGAGAAGAUAAAACAAUCCAGGUGCGAAUACCUCCUACACAUUUUAAAAGUCUCCCAUUCAUUGAGGCAGAAGUCAGGCUAAACAAACUGGCAAGGAAACUUGAAGAGUCAUAAUUUGUCAUGUGAACAGAAACCUAUGAAAUGUAUUGACCCAAUGUUGUGGACAUAGUAUAGAUGGUUAACUUCUACCACUUCUUGGUUUUCCCCAUUACAGUCAGGACACUCUACUUGUGAGCUUYACAAACUUUCUUUGAAAUUAAGGUCUAUUUUGAGAAGUUUAUUGAACAGUAGGUUUGAGGGAAAAAAUGUAAAGCAAAACACACAUUUCAGAAAGUGGUGCAAUGUAGGGCAGGGGCAUAAAGCAAAUGUAAAUCUUAUCUAUGGACUGGGUACUGAUCCAUUCAUUGCUAGUUUCCUGUUCUUAGCUUAUGCUGGGUAAUCUGACUUAUCAGAUUACCCAACAUAAUGAUACCAGAUACCUGAUAUCACCUGACCCUCCUCCAGAGUGAAAUCACUGAAACCUAUACCCUGUUCCAGAGUAGAAUCGCUGACCRAAUCGUAGACCGAAUUUUUACCCCGUGAAUUUUUACCCAGCAUCAAUAAUUCUGGAAUUAAACGCUGACCUGUUCCAGAGAAAAUUUGUUGAAAUCAAUAUCCUGUUCCAGGGUAAAAUCACUAAAAAUGAUAGCCUGUUCCAGAGUAAAACCACUGAAAACAAUACCCUGGUUGGCGGUACGUACCCGUAAAGGGAGUAAGGGAGUACCCCUCCCCCCUCUCCCUAAAAAAAACAAACAAAAAUAAUUAAGGAAACAAAACUUUUCACCAUUCAAACUUUAUUGCUAAUAAUAGAUUGUUUUACUACAUUUGGUGUUGGGAAUUAGACAGACUAAAAAAUAGUUAUUUUCCUUUGACCAUGAAAGAAUAUUAAUAAGGCUUCUAGUGGACAUCACAAGGAUUUAUUUUUUUUCUUMUGUUGAGUUAAUUAUUUAACUAGUACUGACUUGAAGGUCAUUGUACUUUCAUGGUCAAUGUUUAUAACAAUUCUACAUUUUAAUUUGAACAAAGGCAUAUCAUUUUAGCAAAGUUGUGUGGAAAAUAAAAGUAUACAGUAAACCGAGUUCAAUAAACAUCUGAAUAAAC